Messenger RNA from Paramecium pentaurelia, 651 nucleotides. The record is from the annotation of a GenBank genome assembly. Lineage: Eukaryota; Ciliophora; Oligohymenophorea; Peniculida; Parameciidae.
AUGAUUAUAUAAUUUUAAUUAAAUGAAAGAUUGUAACAUAAGCUUCUAAAAUAAACCAGCCUUAGUUAUUUCUAGAAUAUACAAAUCAGACAGUAGAUUUCAAUUACCAAAAAUAAAUUAAUUUCAAUCAUAAUACCAAACAAUAUUUAUUACAAUGAAUAUUUCACUGAAGUAAGGGGAAUUAAAGCUUUGCCAGAUAAGCAAAAAUAAAAUUCAGAGAGAAGAUUAAAAUAUAGACUUAAAGAAAUAGAAGUGAAAAACAAACAACUAAAAUCCCUUUCAACUAAGCAUCUUUAAAAUGAACAAAUAGAAAAGAAGGAGAUUAAUAAUUUAAUACUAGAACCAUAUUUUGUUUAAAACAACUUGAAAGCAAAAAAAUAUAGAAUUGGAGCAUUUUAACAUGAUUUAUAAUAACAAUCUUUUGGGUUUUCUCCAAAUUCCAAUAUCAAUCAUAAAUAAGAGAAAGAAACUAGGAAACCUCGGUUUUUUUUUUAAGUAACACAUACUGAAAAAGUAAAAAAUUCUAAAUUAACUCAAACAGAAAAUGAUCAUUUAAUAACAGAUUAAGAGUAUAAUUUUUGGAAAAAUUAUGAUUUAGAUUAGGAAGAAGAUGAAGAUUUUAUUAAUAACUAUGUUAAUGGAUUACUUUGA